AUGACAACUUUUUUAGAGUGGCUGAUGACAUAUGCAGUAAUUUUCAAGUUCUCGAAUGUUGUCUGCGUGAGCUACAAUCAUUCCUGGUUUCAGUACCAUGAGUGUCGUCUGAAGGCCAUAUCGCGGAAUAAAGUGAUCUUGAAUAUCAACGGAACUGUUCUCCAUUCUGUAAAUAAUGUAUUUGUUGACGCCAAUCUAUAUAAAAGGGAAAGUGGAUACAAGCCGUGGCUCUUAAAGGGUGUAGUUGAUUGCUGUCGUUUUAUGAGAAAGAAUUAUAACCCAGCAGCAAAGAUACUGUUUGGUCUCUUUAAGGAAUUUACCAAUAUUAACCACACAUGUCCUUAUGUGGGACCGCAAAUUUUAAGAGGAUUUUAUCUGAGACCUGAACUAUUGCUACUUCCGUUUCCGAGUGGAGAAUAUAUGCUAUCAUUAAGGUGGUUUUUCGAUCAGAAAUUACAAUUUGACACCAAUGUUAGUUUUUUGUUUGUCGAGGACAUAAAGAAAGCCUGA
Drosophila serrata is the source of this 510-nucleotide messenger RNA. RefSeq lists its product as uncharacterized. The record is from RefSeq and is a predicted model, not a curated record. Lineage: Eukaryota; Metazoa; Arthropoda; Insecta; Diptera; Drosophilidae.